UAUCAUUUUGCGGAUUAAUUCUUGUCAAUAUACGAGUACUUACCAAUUCCCAUUAAGAGAGCCAACUAUAUUUAUGUAGAAUAAGUAAAACACUACAAAUCCUUGCUUAACUUUAAGUUAAAAAUAUUCUUCUGUUUGCUUGUUGAAUGUGUAAAUUGUAAAACUUGUGAUGAAAGUGGUAAAACAACUACGGCAACGGCUGUUGAUAUAGAAGCAACUGGAAUGUCACUGUGAAGUUUCCAAUGGUUUAAUUUAAAAAUUCAGCUGUGUUUGUGUAACAUUUCAAAAAUGUGCAAAUAUUCUGGGAACUUAUACCUAUGCCAAUGACAUCCCACGAUGGAAGACUUGGACAAUAAACCGCCGGAAUCAUAUAAAUUGAUUGAAGUACCAACGACCACAAAGCGGCACAAGCAGGCUCCAGCUCGUGAUAAGUGGGGAAAGGGUAUUGAGUUCUUAUUAUCCUGUAUAUCAUUAUCCGUCGGUUUGGGAAACGUCUGGCGUUUCCCAUUUGUUGCAUUAGAAAAUGGAGGUGGAGCUUUUCUCAUACCUUACGUGGUUGUACUGGUCUUAGUUGGGGGACCAGUAUACUAUCUGGAAGUAUUAAUUGGACAAUUUUGUAGUCGUGGGUGCGUUCAAGCCUAUGAAUUCUCUCCUAUAAUGCGAGGGGUUGGAUACGGACAGGCUUUCGCUACGAUCCUAGGAAUUUCAUACUACGCAUCGAUUUUGGGGUUAACUAUUCGCUACCUGUUGCUAUCCUUUAGUACUGAACUUCCAUGGGCAUUUUGCGAGAAAGAAUGGGGAUCGACUUGUAUUAAUUCAUCAGGAGUUCAUCAACAUCCUAACAUAUCGGGAAUCUCAACUCGAAGCUCAGCAGAGCUGUUUUAUUUCAACAAUGUUUUGCACGAGGUAGACAGCAUUGAGGAUGGUGUUGGUCUCCCAGACAAAUAUCUCGUCGGGUGUUUAGGAUUAGCUUGGAUUGGAAUUGGUGGUGCUUUAAUAAAAGGAAUUAAAAGCUCCGGUAAGGCACUCUACUUUUUGGCAGUAUUUCCAUAUGUCGUGUUGAUAACACUCCUUGUUCGAGCUGUUUCAUUGGAAGGUGCGUUAGAUGGGGUAUUGUAUUUCUUGGCGCCGCAAUGGAAUGAAAUUUUGAAUGUUAAGGUGUGGUACGCAGCUAUAAGCCAAGCUUUCUUUUCGAUGGCAAUUUGUUUCGGGACUCUUAUGAUGUUUGGUUCAUACAACGAAUUUACCCGAAAUGUGCAAAGGGAUGUGCUGAUUGUGACCAUUAUGAAUUUAAUUGUGUCGGUAGUAGCAGGUUGUAUCAUAUUUGCCAUACUUGGAAACUUGGCGUUGGAAACUGGAACGACCGAUAUUAAACAUGUCGUCAAAGGUGGAACUGGCUUAGCAUUUAUUUCAUACCCCGAUGCAAUAGCUAAAUUUGAUUUCGCACCACAGCUGUUUGCAGUUCUUUUCUUUUCAAUGCUCUUAUGCCUGGCCUUUGGCAGCAAUAUUGGUAUGACCACAGGAGUUAUUGCUGUCAUUAAGGAUCGUUUCGACUACAUACCUAAUUGGAUACUGACAAUUACCGUAUCAAUAAUUGGAUUUGCACUAGGAAUCGUUUACACCACACCAGGUGGCCAGUACAUUCUCAAUUUGGUCGACUUUUUUGGCGUUUCUUUUAUAGCCUUAGUUCUGGCUAUUGCGGAAUUAGCUGCAAUUAGUUGGAUUUAUGGUGUAAGACGUUUCUGUAACGAUAUCGAGUUCAUGUUAGGAAUAAAGACAGGUUACUUUGUGAGGGCUUGCUGGGGGAUCAUCGCACCAGGUUUAAUGCAGAUCGUCCUGGUUUAUACAUUGAUACAAUUUUCACCUCUACGAUAUAAUGGAACUGAAUAUCCGAAAGUGGCUUAUUAUGCGUCAUGGGCAUUGUGGGCUACAGGAGUGGGACAGUUACCAAUUUGGGGUAUAUAUUCAAUAUACAAGCAACCGCAAGAUACAUGGUUUCAGAAAUUUAAAGCAGCCUGCAGACCUAGCCAACGUUGGGGCCCUCUCAACGACGAUUUACAUGAGAGUUAUGUAAAAUAUCGAACCAAUGUUUUCACAAAGAGAAAACAUAAGGACAACAUUUUUGCUAGAAUGAUAGACAAUAUUUUCGGACAAUGAUUUCAUUUUAUUGUAGGCAUAAAAAAAUAUAAUA
Hermetia illucens (black soldier fly) is the source of this 2191-nucleotide messenger RNA. Its product is annotated as sodium-dependent nutrient amino acid transporter 1-like. Gene Ontology annotation, molecular function: L-amino acid transmembrane transporter activity. The coding region runs from base 337 to 2157 and encodes 606 amino acids. Gene Ontology annotation, biological process: sodium ion transmembrane transport. The transcript has 11 exons. The record is from RefSeq and is a predicted model, not a curated record. Lineage: Eukaryota; Metazoa; Arthropoda; Insecta; Diptera; Stratiomyidae. Gene Ontology annotation, cellular component: membrane.